AUGUCGAUGGCGAGAAUGAAAGAAGGGCAACACGUGGACACUCUGCCGUUCGGGGAUCACAUGGCGGCUGUCUCUCAUGCGUCGUGUUCACCUGGCGUGCAUGUGACCGAGAAAGACAGAGAGCAUUUAUGUGACAUGUUCAACAGCGCAGCACACGGGAUGUUCGACCAUCACCUCCAUCACCUUCACCAGCACCAGGACGGGGCAGCUGCAGCAGCCAUGCAUCCAGGCUACCCGGGGGCCUACGGACAGGCCAGCAACCCUGCAGCACGGGAACCUCCCGAUCUCAACAAUAAGGAUGGAAAGAAGGCUGUUGCUGUCCAAGGCGCCGGCAUCGACGACAAGCAAAAGAAGAAAAAGAAGAAGCUGCAAAAGGCCCUGGGCAAGGGCGGCGUCAAGACGGAGCGAACCGACGAAGAACGCGCCGCCGCCAACAGCCACAAGCCCUACGCGUGUUCCUUGUGCGGGAAACGACUCAAGUCCGCCACUUCGCUCAUGUAUCACGAGCGGACGCACAGUGGGGAGAAGCCGUUUGAAUGCGUUGUUUGUGGCAAACGAUUCGCUGCCGGCUCGGGUCUCAAGUACCACGAAAAGGUGCACACUGGGGAAAAGCCGUUUGAGUGCGUCGCGUGUGGACGCAAGUUCACCGUGAGCAAUCAUUUGCAGUAUCACAUGCGUGUGGUGCACAGUGGGGAGAAGCCGUUUGAGUGUCGCGUUUGCGGCAAAGAAUUCCCCAUGAACUACGCGUUGAGGGCGCACGAACGGACGCAUACGAAGGACAAAUUGCUCGAGUGCGGAUUGUGCGGAGAGGAUUUUGCGGACCGGAAAACCUUUAAUAAACACGUGGCGGAGAAACAUCCGCAACACGUGCACGCGGAUCCCUCGUCCGUUCCGGCGAUUCAUCCCAAGCGACACGGCCCACACAAGAAGAAGCGGAAGAUAAAGGAAGAGCAUGAAGAUGGGGAUCCUCUGGCGGUGGCAGCAGGAGCAGGGACGUCGUCUGCGUCGUCCCUGUUGUUGCUCAACAACGGCGGCGGCAAUUCUCUGCAGGCGCCUCACGCCCUGUCACAAUAUCAACUCGACCAGCAUUUGGUGAAUGGCGUUGGAGCAGCCGACAGGAAAACGGGGAUGAACCACGACGAAGAAGACGGAGACGAUGAAGACGAAGACGACGAUGAGGAUGAGGACGACGGAGAUCGAGUUGUCGGUGGUAAUAACGGCGCCGCGGGAUCUGGUGGAGCGGAAGGCGGACCGCAAGCUGUGCCGCCGCCGGCGGAUCGAUUGGACCGUUGCCGAGUGUGCGGGAAUUCGGCGGAUUAUUUGUGCCUGCAGUGUCGGAGUGUGGCGUAUUGUUCCAGCUUUUGUCAAACGAAGGAUUGGAAGUGUCGGCACGACCGGGAAUGUAAGAACUUUCAGCGACUCGGAAACGGCGGCAGUGCGGCGUCCAAUACCCACGGCAACAAAUUAUCUUCGUCGUGA
This is a messenger RNA of Notodromas monacha, 1479 nucleotides long. Lineage: Eukaryota; Metazoa; Arthropoda; Ostracoda; Podocopida; Cyprididae. The record is from the annotation of a GenBank genome assembly.